AUGGCCACUCGAUCUGGUCGACAACGGCUUUUUACGGCUACAACCCUCCUCUGCUUCUGUUUCUUCGCCUACACGUUCCUACGAAUCCCUAUUGAACCGCCGCUAUCUCAGCCUGAGACUGUCGAUCGAGAUCCCGUACCUGAACCCAUCCCCGAGCCCGACUCGAAACAGGCGCCAAUCCCGACUGCAGUGCUGGGUUGGGAAGAUGUCCCAGUGGUGGCGGGCGGACCAGUGCCCAAAGGUGCGCCUGGGACGGCAGAACACCCGAUUUCGUAUCUCAUCCGCGAUGCGGAGAGCGAAAUUAAGGAGAUGGAGGCUCGACAGUCCAAGACGCUUGGAGACGCCGUGACAGAGUAUCGCAGGCGGUACCAGAUGCCUCCGCCGCCGCAUUUUGAUAAAUGGUUCCAUUUUGCGCAAGAGAACCAGGUUAAGCUGGUAGACGAGUUCGAUACGAUCCACGAGUUGAUGACGCCCUUCUGGGGCGUGAAGCCGAAGACGAUUCGGGCGAGAGCCAAGGAGGCUUUGGGAUUCGACAACGGUUUGAUCGGCAUCGCUAUUCGAAACCACAAUGUCACAUAUAUUCAGGGAGGAGACGGGUGGCAGCAGGAGGCGACUAAGGAAAUGAUGGCAAAGUUCAUCAAGUUUUUGCCCGACAUGGACCUCGCCUUCAACUUGCACGACGAACCACGGGUUGUCCUCUCGCACGAGGACCUGGCCAACUUGAGACGAAAGGCCAAAGAGGAGAAUAUUCCCGCGGCAUUUGCUAUCACCUCGCCGACCAAUGAAUUCACCGAGAACCACCCCGAUUUGAACGACGGCAGGUCCUUCGAUGAGACGACGCUGACACGCUUCAACACCUACUCGCACCAGCCAACCUGGAGCGACUCUCGAGUGUCAUGCCCACCAGACACUCCCGCCCGGAACCUCGAGGAGGAAGAGAGGGCUGAUGACCUGAGCAAAUAUGGCAUGAGCGAACUCGGGUUCGUCUACAACACCACGGCCUUGUCUGACAUCUGCCUCACCCCGUCCCUCAGCUCGACAUUUGGCUUCUUCGACGGGCCUAAUACGUACAAGGUUGUCCACGACCUCUUUCCCAUCUUCUCACAGUCCAAGAUCUCGUCAUACAACGACCUGAUCUAUCCGUCCCCCUGGUAUUGGAGUGAUAAGGUCCCCUUCGACCAGGCCAAGGACAUUGAAUGGGAGAAGAAGCAGAAUAAAAUGUACUGGCGCGGCUCCACGACAGGUGGGUAUAGCCGCAACGGCCGCUGGCGACGACAGCACCGUCAACGUCUCGUGCGGAAGAUGAACGGCCCCGGCCAGGCAAAGAUCAUGGUCAACAAUGGCACCGCUGAGCAACCCGAGUGGCAUGCGAGCCUGGCCCCAAGGGGCGACUAUCGUGAUCUCGUCGACGUGCACUUCUCGCAUGUCGGUCAAUGUGACCCAGGCGACUGCGAGGCGCAGACGGCCUUCUUCAAGGUCGCCGAGCACGAGGAGCAGCAGGACGCCUGGAACUACAAGUAUCUGCUCGACAUGGACGGCAACGCAUUCUCCGGCCGCUUCUACGCCUUCCUGCGAAGCCGCAGCCUCGUCUUCAAGCACGCCGUCUUCCGCGAGUGGCAUGCCGAGUGGCUCAAGCCGUGGGCCCACUACGUUCCCCUCAGCAUCCAGGGCGACGACUGGCUCGAGACGGUGCGCUUCUUCGACGCCGAGGCGAAUGCCCUGGAGACGGAGCGCAUCGCUUCAGCGAGUCGGGCGUGGGCGGAUAAGACUGUCCGUCCGGUCGACAUGGAGGCAUGGUUCUUCCGGCUGUUGCUAGAAUACGCUCGUGUUAGUGAUGAUAAGAGAGAGACCAUCGGCUACCAUGUCUGA
This is a messenger RNA of Ilyonectria robusta, 1869 nucleotides long. RefSeq lists its product as uncharacterized. Lineage: Eukaryota; Fungi; Ascomycota; Sordariomycetes; Hypocreales; Nectriaceae. The transcript has 2 exons. The coding region runs from base 1 to 1869 and encodes 622 amino acids. The record is from RefSeq and is a predicted model, not a curated record.